GUAGCAUUCUCCAGAACCAGGUUGGGAGAAAGAAAAUCAACCUUAUGGACAGAGAGCAGAAAUCUGGUUUUAUUUUGUGGGUUUUUCCCUCCUCCCGCUCCCCCUUCUUUUCCCAGUGUUGCAUGUGCUGCCAGUACUGAUGACUACCCAGACACUUCUGAGUAGGACAUCUCACUCUGCUUGGGACAGUUCACAUGUGCUCACCAGGCAGACAUUUGUCUGUGGUUGGCUCUAAAACCACAAGUUCCUGAAGCUGAAAUUGCAACAAAAUUUAGGAGUUUUAAUCAGAAUAGUAUUCCAAAAAGCCUUUGUCCAGUUACCUGUUAGUGUUCAAGUGGAGUUCUGCGUAUUCAUGUUCCCCGAAAAAUGGCAUUGUGGCAUUACCAGAACUACUGUAGGAUGGCUUAGCUUUUACAUUUCGUGGAGCUUUUUUUCCUCCUCUUUAUUUAACUUUUCCUAUGUUAAAAUGAAUAAUGCUGACACAGUUAUGUACUGAUAAAUACAGGGCAGUAUGAAGUUGAUAGAGUCUUGCUUCGCUGUAUUAAUCGGCUAACAUUUAGCCUUAAAAAACCCAAGCAAACUCAGAGCAUGGUUUCCUUCACUAUUUUAUUCUAGUUGAGUGAUUGCCUUAGUAAUUGUAUUUCUUAUAUAUGUCUGUGUUUUUUGGGGACGCAUUGGUAUUUAUCAUGGAUGUAAGUAUUAGUGACUGUAUCUCAAAGAAAAUUACCAUGGCUGCCUUCACCAAUGCUCCCCCUGCCCCGGACCCCCACCCAGUCUUCUGGAACUCCAGUUCAUAUCUUGGAUAUAAUGGAUAAAAACUGAUAUUUCAGCUAAUGAAAUUUUCAGUGACUCUCCUCACAAAGUGCUUGUCCUGGCUCUAAAAAAUGAGAAACUUACCUCAAUUCAUCCAAUACUAGUAUUACUUAAAAAAAUAAAGUGAAGCACAGGUUUAGAAGCUAUGCAAGAUAAGAAGGACUCAGCCUGUGGAGAGCCUAAUCCCAUAGAUCAGUAAUACAGUAUUUAAAUCAAUAUAUUUCCUGGCAGGGCGUCAGUGCAAAGAGGAGCAGUGGGGUAACGCGAUCUCCGAUGAAGUGAGCAGCUGCGUUCCAACCUGUGUCAGACGGGCUUGUCUGAAGUUUCUGGAGGAAGGAACGGAUCAGAGAAAUGAGACCGGAGAGGCGAUAUCCCUGCUGAAAAGUACCAGCCUCCCUCCCUGAAGAACAGUAGAGUUAUCACCAUUGCUUUGUGGGCUUGCGUUUCAAGAGAAGAGUGGAAGAGUAGCGUUGCCAUAAGGCAUCUUGUGGAGACCCCUAGAAGGAUGAUUUGGAAAUUCGCCUUGUCCGUUUUCCUGAUGGCAGCGCUGGUUCGAGUCACGGACACGAGGAAAAACCGUCCGGCGGGCGCCAUUCCCUCCCCUUACAAGGACAGCAGCAGCAACCACUCGGAGCGGAGGCAGCAGCUGAAUAAGGAGGUGCUGGCCUCCAGCCAGGAGGCCUUGGUGGUCACCGAGAGGAAAUACCUCAAGAGCGACUGGUGCAAGACGCAGCCCCUGCGGCAGACUGUCAGCGAGGAGGGCUGCAUAAGCCGCACCAUCAUCAACCGCUUUUGCUAUGGGCAGUGCAACUCCUUCUACAUACCGCGGCACGUGAAGAAGGAGGAGGAGUCCUUCCAGUCCUGCGCGUUCUGCAAGCCACACAAGGUCACCUCUUCCACCGUGCAGCUGGAGUGCCCAGAGCUGGACCCACCCUUCCGACUCAAGAAAAUCCAGAAGGUCAAGCAGUGCCGGUGCAUGUCUGUGAAUCUUAACAACUCGGGCAAACUGUGAGAGCAGGCGUGUGGCUACUGCUUGGUGUUGCCCCCAUCAGAUUUACUGCUGCCUCCCCUCUCCCACUGAGCUGACUGUCCAUUUUGUCACUUUGUUUCUUCUUUUCCUUCUUUUUUUUUUUUUUUUUGGUGUUCUGUUGUCUUUCAGGAGGCAUCUCUCGAGCAAGGAGAGGCUCCUUGCCGCUUGCCGACUGGAAUAACGCUGUUUAAUGGGCUGUGUGAGGCACUUCACCAUCAAGUUUCAUUAUAUUUCCAGUGUCAUUUGGCGGUUGAAUCUGCUGGAGUGGAGCAGGCUGCCAGGAGUUGCGAUCGAUCCUCUAAGUAACCAGUUGGCUGAAACCAGCAUUAAAUGUUUCCACUGUGUGGAGUAAAGCCCUCUGCCCUACACUCCAGUCCCCUCCACGAGACGAGGACGCCUUCCCCGUGCUUUGGGCCGGAGCUCGCCGCUCCCACUUGGAAGUGCUGGGGCGCUGCCCAGGGCUGGGGGACGCAGAUGAGGGACGAGUAACCUGCGAGAAGCAAGCGAGGCUCUCUGACGAGGCUCAUCUCCUCAAGACAACUUUAAUUGUGCAAUGACAAACGGUUCCGGGCUUCUUGUCUGAAGGCAGAUAAGGAGCGAGGGGAAGAGGGCAAGGCGCUGGGUCAGCCACCGUCACCGCGGAGCAGACUGAGGGUGGGUUCUGAUGCUGUUGUGGUUAAGAGUAUAUCCAACACGUGGUCUCUGCAGCAGUGUUUAUUUUGUAACCUAGCUAUAGUAAACAACUGUUUUAAAGUAUUAUAGACCUAGCCAUGUAUAUUUUUCUUGUGGCAGAAUGUGCCGGAGAUUAAAAUACGUUGAGUAAGAGACUCGGUUGCUAGGUCAGCUGCCUGGCUUAAAAUGGACAUGGUUUAACUGGGCUUUCGGUAGGUUUUUGUGUGUUAGAUGUGUGUGUGUGUUUCUUACUCCAGGAAAGACAACACCCAUGUAUGACCUUAUAUUUAUGCCUGCUCAGACCAGGGUAGGUGGGAGGGUAGUGGGAGAGAUGCUGAGAACACUUAAGGGAACAAUGUUUCCCUUAAGGUAUAAAAGCACUGUCGCACAAAGGAUAAAAUUUGGUCAUGGCUGGACUGAAUACAAAAGCUACAUCAGUGUCAUCAGGUUUUGGGAGUGGUGUCUCUCCCAUGAUUGGAAACCACGUUAAUGUGUUAGUGUUAAAGGACAAGCCCAUCAGUCAGUGCCGCUGGAAUGGGUCACAGCUGUAGGAGCAGGGAGAGAGUAAGUGGUAAUUGCUACAGUACUGGUGGUCUGCGCGGGUUUUGAGUUCUACGUAAUCAGUGUCGGUGAACACUUGCAGUUCAUUUAAAAUCAUACUGUGUUGUUAUUCAGUUGAUGGAGUUUAGCAUGUCCUGUAUAAUCUGUUUGUUACAGAUCAGAACUGUAUUAGUCCCAGCUGCAUUAAAACCCCAUGUCUCAAAACAAACCAGCCCCUUCCCCCCAACCCAGAGCCCAUGCGUGCUCAAUUGUCUGAAGCUUACAAAUUAAAAAUGACACGCCGACUCCCUGAUGCAUGUCUCGCAGUUCAGCAUCUGCAUCUCGUGAAACCAGCUUGCGGUGGGAGCCCUUCCCCACCAGCCUCUUCACAUGCAGCCGCUUCAACGGGUUAACGUGCCUGGCCCCUGCUGCCAGCCAGGGGUUCAGUGCCACAGGUCGCUGUUCUGUGCGACAGCCGGCUCUAAGAGGCUUUCGGGACUGAGCUCCACCAGAGCUUGCCAAGCGGUUUACGGGGCUCGGCGUGGGCAGGGUGAGGUUGGUCAGGUCUGUUAGCCUGAUUACGUGAACGGCUGUGGCUUUUCUGCUGUGCUCUUUCAGCUUGUCAGCAGGGCACGGGGAGGUUCCUCGCACGGGGAUUGCUUUAUCAGUGCUCGCUGCUGCCCUGCCAGCAUCGUGCCAGCCACCAGGCCAGCACCGGUCAGGCCAAGCUCGAGCACUGGUGUGGCUGCGGGGAGCUGGGCGGGGGGGUAAGGUGGCAAUAACUACAGUCAAAGACUCCUGGGAUCUCAGUCUCCACUUGAAAGAAAUGAAUGGGAAGUCUGGCAUUUUGGACUAGAGAAUGAAAAGCACCCUAAUAACUUCAGUUAAAAAAAAAAAAAAAAAAAAAAAAAAAAAAGUGCAAGAAUCUUUAUGUUUAAGCUAUGCCCUGCCUGGGUUUUUCACCAGUUUGCAAUAUGAAUAUGCUGCAGCUUAAAGCUCCUUCUAGGAGCUGUGUUUAUGUAAAAACUGAGUUGAGCUUGUAAUGGUUAAAACUGUAUUUAAUUCUUGUUUUAUAAAUGAAAACAAAAAUGAAGAAAUGCUUUAAGUAUAAUGUAAUUAUUUUAUAGGUCUACUAUUAAAUUAUAGAUUAAAUAAUAAAGCUACUCUAGGGUUAUAUGGCA
Messenger RNA from Falco peregrinus (peregrine falcon), 4236 nucleotides. RefSeq names its product gremlin 2, DAN family BMP antagonist (gene GREM2). Gene Ontology annotation, molecular function: receptor ligand activity; BMP binding. Lineage: Eukaryota; Metazoa; Chordata; Aves; Falconiformes; Falconidae. The coding region runs from base 1319 to 1825 and encodes 168 amino acids. Gene Ontology annotation, biological process: animal organ morphogenesis. The record is from RefSeq and is a predicted model, not a curated record. The transcript is spliced from 3 exons.